Lodderomyces theae is the source of this 1851-nucleotide messenger RNA. RefSeq lists its product as uncharacterized. Gene Ontology annotation, biological process: fructose metabolic process; fructose 2,6-bisphosphate metabolic process. Gene Ontology annotation, molecular function: 6-phosphofructo-2-kinase activity; ATP binding; fructose-2,6-bisphosphate 2-phosphatase activity. The coding region runs from base 1 to 1851 and encodes 616 amino acids. The transcript has 2 exons. Gene Ontology annotation, cellular component: cytosol. Lineage: Eukaryota; Fungi; Ascomycota; Pichiomycetes; Serinales; Debaryomycetaceae. The record is from RefSeq and is a predicted model, not a curated record.
AUGUCCACAAACGACGCAGUAAUUUCUGAUGAGGAAGACACCGAGAUUGUUCACGGCUUUGGUGCUCAGCCGAUAUCCAGAAAUCAAAUGAGGACAACAAAGCGUUGGUCGUUUCAUAACAACACUCGACCAAAUUUGGUUGACUUGCCCCUGGAGGUGGGUGGGCCGCCACCGAGACGAUUAAGUGACAUUACGGGAAUUGAUGGAGUACAUAAACAGCUUGACCCAUUGAGUGAAUUGGGGGGAGCACAGUUGUAUUCAACAGAGUCUGGUAGAUUGUUCCAUGCGGGGAAAAUCAUUAUUGCCCUUGCAGGUUUACCAGGGAGAGGAAAAACACAUUUGUCGGUGUCUUUGACAAGAUACUUGAGAUGGUUAGGUGUCAAAACUCACUCAUUCCACUUGGGUGACUAUAGACGAGCUAGUGCUGAAGAUGAUUUGACACAUGACUUGUUUGUACCCAGUCCAAAGAGUGGGAAAGCUCAUGCAUUGAGAGAAAAAGUGGCUAACGAAUGCCUCAAUGAUAUAUUGAACUUUUUCAAAAAUGACAAGGGGCAAGUUGCAAUUUACGAUGCCGUAAAUGCCAUUCCAGAGUUUCGGUUAGACUUGCAUAAAAGGUUCAAGGACUUGAAGAUACAGGUGUUAUUUAUUGAGAGUUUAGUAACCGAUGAUUCCAUUGUUAUGAAAAACAUUGAAGAAGCUGCAAAGUCCUCACCCGAUUAUAAUAACUGGGAUUACGAUGCUGCCUAUAAGGAUUACAGUGCUCGAAUCAAUGCGCUUGCUCCCUUUUAUAAGGAAAUGGGGUUGACUCAAGAAGAAAAGGACUUGUCAUACAUUAAAUUUAUCAAUUUUGGUGAAAGAAUUGAAUUGCACAACUCAAACUACGGUUACUUGAUAAACAAAGUAGUGUUUUAUCUCAUGAACGGAAGCAUCAAAUCUGGAUCUGUUUUCUUGGCCAGAUGUUACAACAACACUUUAGACUUUAAUCAUGACCCGCCUUUGGAUGAAGAUGGAUUGGAGUAUGCAAAAAACUUGACAGACACGGUGAUUGCACAACUCAAAUCUGAAGGUAAAACUUAUCUUGAUAGAACCGAGAGUGCCAAGCCUGAAUUACACAGAGAACCAUCUGUUGAUAUGAGACAGCCUGCUGCUGGUGCAGAUGGGGUCAACGAUAACUCCUUAGUUGUGUGGACUUCGGUAAAGAAAAGAACUAUAGAGACUACACAGUUUCUCCAACAGAAAAACAUCAAUGUUAGACAUCGGAUUCAGUUAUCACAAAAAAAUCCCGGUGUUGUGGGUACACUAUCUGAGGAAGAUAUUGCGAAACAAUACCCAGAAGAGUACUCUCAGUAUAUCAAGGACCCCUACCAUUAUCGGUUUUCUCGUGCUGAGUCGUAUCACGAUUUGGCAAUCAAGAUCGAGCCUUUGAUCUUGGAGAUGGAACGCAUGAGUGGAGACUUACUAAUAAUAGCGGAUGAAACUGUUUUGAGGGUGUUAACAUUAGUGUGUAUAGUGUGUGAACAAAAAUUAAAUAUAAGAAUGUUACCUUCUGCUACUUAUACAUCUGGCGAUAUCAAGCACGAUUUCCAUCCUGGUGAUGGCCCGCAUAGUACCGAUGGAUCAACUACCCAAAUAUCUGAUAUAGUUUUAAAUGCUGGUGGUGAAGACCGAGAUAAGCCCAGUGUGGCAAAAGAUACACCUAUGGGAAAUUUACGAGCAGCUAUAACCACUCUUCAAGAUCAAAUCAAUGUGUUUUUAACCGACCGAAUGAGAGCUGAGAAGCAAGCUGAUACAGAAGACAUAGAACGAAAAGUGCUAGACGAGGGAGUUGAAGAGGAGAGCGAUAGCGAGUAA